Molecule: messenger RNA, 2876 nt
Organism: Dreissena polymorpha
Lineage: Eukaryota; Metazoa; Mollusca; Bivalvia; Myida; Dreissenidae
Product: probable ATP-dependent RNA helicase DDX56
Exons: 17
Coding region: 94-1767 (557 amino acids)
Cellular component (GO): nucleolus
Molecular function (GO): RNA helicase activity; ATP binding; nucleic acid binding
Source: RefSeq, a predicted model, not a curated record
AAGACGACCGGUUUGUUUACAAAAAUAUAUUCUCUUCCGGUCAAAACAACGAGGAUUACAAGAUUUUUGUAUAGUUCAUCGAUUUAUUUUUAAAUGGAAGACGAUGAUGACACUAAACAAGUUGAGUUUCAUGAAAUGGGUCUUGAUGAUCGCUUGCUUAAGGCAAUAUCAAAACUUGGUUGGUCAUCACCUACACCCAUACAGGAGAGGGCCAUACCUCUCGCAUUAGAAGGCAAAGACAUUUUGGCACAAGCUAGAACAGGGUCUGGAAAGACUGGUGCAUUCUCAGUGCCAAUAAUUCAGAAAGUAUUGACAUCCAAACAGACUGCAAUUGAGCAAUGUGUGAAAGCACUUAUUCUGACCCCUACUAAAGAAUUGUGCAGCCAGGCAUACAAGAAUAUAUUGGAACUAACGUCCUGCUGUUCCCGUGAAGUGAAGUGUGUUGAUGUCUCUCCUCAAGUGCCUCUACCAACACAAAGACCGAUGCUAUCUGAAAAGCCAGACAUUGUUGUCGGCACACCGAGCCGAGUGCUUGCCCACCUACAGGCAGGGAACCUGAAUAUCCGUGAGUCCCUAGAGAUGAUAGUCAUUGAUGAAGCUGAUCUCAUGUUCUCAUUUGGAUACGAAGACAACGUGAAAGCAAUACUUGGUCAGAUGCCAAAGAUCUACCAGGCUUUUCUGAUGUCAGCCACUCUCGGGGAUGAUGUUCGUGCACUGAAGAAGAUGGUCCUUCAUAAUGCUGUGAUAUUAAAACUGACAGAGAGUCAGUUGCCCCAGACAUCUCAACUCACGCAGUACCACAUAAAAUGCCCAGAUGAAGACAAGUUUGCAUUGAUCUACGCUUUGUUCAAGCUUAGACUGGUCAGAGGCAAAACUCUCCUCUUUGUGAAUAAUGUUGACAGAUGCUACAAGUUACGGCUAUUUUUAGAACAGUUUGGAAUACCGGCCUGUGUUUUGAACUCUGAACUUCCUGUUAAUUCAAGGUGCCAUAUUGUAAGCCAGUUCAACGAUGGUCUGUAUGAGUACAUCAUUGCCAGUGAUGAGAACUUGCUGAUCGACCCUCAAAACAGGCCCCAAGAUGACACGCAGAAGCGACAACGGAAGAAGGACCAGGAAUUUGGGGUGUCAAGAGGGCUAGAUUUUCAGAACGUGUCCAAUGUGAUCAACUUUGACUUCCCUACCAGUGUACAAGCCUACAUACACAGGGUGGGCAGAACUGCAAGAGGGGAUAACAAAGGCACUGCCCUGUCGUUCAUCUCGCUGAAAGAAAUGCCACUUCUGGAGAGGGUGGAGGCAGAAUUAGCCGGAAAAGAUGGUCAGGACACAGCAGUGUUCAAACCAUACCAGUUUAAAAUGGAUGAAAUUGAAGGAUUCCGGUAUAGAGCAAAGGAUGCCAUGGCAGCUGUGACUCGAGUCGCAAUCAGAGAGGCCCGACUGAAGGAGAUCAAGCAAGAGAUGCUCAACUCACAGAAACUCAAGUCCCAUUUUGAUGAGAAUCCUCGUGACCUGCAGAUACUACGACACGACAAGAAUCUUCACACAGUGAAAUCACAGCCUCACAUGAAAAAUGUGCCAGACUAUUUGAUUCCUCCAACCUUGCAAAACUUGGCUGGUAAAGGAAAGGGUGUGAAGACACGGCGAGGCAAUGCCAGAAAACGAGGUCCUUCCGAGGGGCAGUUGAAGUACAAAAAGCGACAGGCAGAUCCUUUGAAGAGUUUUCAGUUCAAAGGGCUUAGUGCGAACAAGAAAAGAAAAAAGGAAAAAUAAGAGACAUUUUGCAUGUAUUUGUUGUUUGUUAUAAUAACUCAUUUUGUUUAAGUAUGCCUUUAGAGGAAGUCAUUCAUGUUUUUUUAUACCCCCACAAAAUAAGUUUAGGGGGGUAUGUAGGAGUGAACUUGUCAGUCGGUCCGUCGGUCUUUCUGUUGGUCCGUAUUAAGUGUCUGCUCUCUAAUUCAAGUACUUUUCCUCCGAUCUUCACCAAACUUGGUCAGAAGUUGUAUCUACAUGAUGUUUAGGCCAAGUUCGAACAUGGGCCUUGUCGGGUCGAAAAAUAGGUCACGGGGUCACUUAGUGCGUUUUAAACAUUCAGCAUGUUGUCAGCUCUCUAAUUCAAGUAGUUUUCAUCCGAUCUUCACCAAAAUUGGUCAGAAGUUGUAUCUACAUGGUGUCUAGGCCAAGUUCGAACAUGGGCCUUGCCUGGUCAAAAACUAGGUCACGGGGUCACUUAGUGUGUUUUUUAACAUUCAGCAUGGUGUCCGCUCUCUAAUUCAAGUAGUUUUCAUCCGAUCUUCACCAAACUUGGUCAGAAGUUGUAUGUAGAUGAUCUUAAGACCAAGUUCGAACAUGGGCCUUGCCUGGUCAAAAACUAGUUCACGGGGUCACUUAGUGCAUUUUUUAACAUUCAGCAUGGUGUCCGCUCUCUAAUUCAAGUAGUUUUCAUCCGAUCUUCAUCAAACUUGGUCAGAAGUUGUAUCUGCAUGAUGUCUAGGCCAAGUUCGAACAUGGGCCUUGCCGGGUCAAAAACUAGGUCACGGGGUCACUUAGUGUGUUUUAAACUUUCAGCAUGGUGUCCGCUCUCUUAUUCAAGUAGUUUACAUCCGAUCUUCACCAAACUUGGUCAGAAGUUUCAUGGAGAUGAUGUUUAGGCCAAGUUAGAACAUGGGCCUUUCUUGGUCAAAAACUAGGUCAAGGAGUUACUUAGUGCGUUUUAAAAAUUGAGCAUGGUGUCCGCUGUUUUUUGUGAAGACGACAUGCAAAAUAUUAUGUGUCAAUGCGGCAUGUGGGGGUAUUCGUCACGUCUGUGACAAAGCUCUAGUUUCCCUUAAAACUAUUGAAAAGUGUUACCACUUUCACAAAUAAAACCGAACCCCAUGUUA